Messenger RNA from Impatiens glandulifera, 875 nucleotides. RefSeq names its product nicotinamidase 1-like. The transcript has 5 exons. Lineage: Eukaryota; Viridiplantae; Streptophyta; Magnoliopsida; Ericales; Balsaminaceae. Bases 48 to 773 code for a protein of 241 amino acids. The record is from RefSeq and is a predicted model, not a curated record. Gene Ontology annotation, biological process: pyridine nucleotide salvage. Gene Ontology annotation, molecular function: nicotinamidase activity.
AUAUUCUCAAAUUUAUCUCUCUAUUCCAUUCCAUCAAAAUCAAGAAAAUGGUCUCACCAUCAGUACUUGAUCUGUUGAAAACGGAGCUUCCAAUCGAAGAAGAACCUCUUAUACUUUCCGGCGAUGUAAACACCGGUCUUGUUGUUGUCGACGUCAUCAAUGGCUUUUGUACUGUCGGUGCUGGAAAUUUGGCUCCAGCCGUACCUAAUAAACAAAUAUCUGGAAUGGUUGAGGAGACAGUUCGUAUUUCCAGGAAGUUUUCUGAAAAUAAAUGGCCGAUUUAUGCUCUUCUUGAUACUCACCAUCCUGAUAAACCUGAGCACCCUUACCCUCCCCAUUGUCUAGCAGGAACGGAUGAAUCAGAACUAGUUCCAGAUUUGAAAUGGCUGGAAAAUGAAGAAAAUGUAACUAUCAGGCGCAAGGAUUGCAUCAAUGGGUAUAUUGGUUCUACUGAAAAGGAUGGUUCCAAUGUUUUUAUCAAUUGGGUCAAAACCAACAAGAUCCAAAGGAUAUUGGUUGUAGGAAUAUGCACAGAUAUAUGUGUUCUAGAUUUUGUUUGUUCAGCUCUAUCUGCAAAGAAUAGUGGAUUUCUAACUCCUCUUGAAGAGGUUUUGGUUUACUCCUCUGGAUGUGCCACUUUUGAUAUUCCAAGUCAUGUUGCAAGAAACACUAAAGGUGCUAUUGCACAUCCACAGGAAUUGACUCAUCAUAUAGGCCUUUACAUAGCAAGAGGAAGGGGGGCAAAGGUUGUAUCAGAAGUGUCUUUUAAUUAGCUUAUUAUGAACAAUAAUAUGUAUUAUAUGAUAUUGUCAUUAUCUUGUAAUUUCUUAUAUAUGUGAUAUGUCAAUGCUCAUAAGAUAUUUUCAACUUUUUAU